This is a messenger RNA of Etheostoma cragini (Arkansas darter), 709 nucleotides long. Its product is annotated as ribonuclease inhibitor-like. The coding region runs from base 1 to 477 and encodes 158 amino acids. NCBI's taxonomy places the organism in Eukaryota, Metazoa, Chordata, Actinopteri, Perciformes, Percidae. The transcript has 7 exons. The record is from RefSeq and is a predicted model, not a curated record. Gene Ontology annotation, molecular function: protein binding.
AUGUUCACAGUGGCUCCAGACCCCCCCAACCCAACCCCACCCCCCCGAGAAUUGUGGGGCUGUGAUUUGUCAAAGAUCAGCUGUUCUUCACUGGCCUCAGCUCUGAAGUCCAACCCCUCCCAUCUGAGGGAGCUGGACCUGAGUGACAACGAGCUGCAGGAUUCAGGAUUGGAGCUGCUGUGUGAUUUUCUGAGCAGUCCAAACUGUGGACUGAAGACUCUAAGAUUGAGGUGGUGCAGUUUGUCAGAGAUCAGCUGUGCUGCUCUGGCCUUAGCGCUGAAGUCCAACCCCUCCCAUCUGAGAGACCUGGACCUGAGAGACAACAAGUUUCAGGAUUCAAGAGUGAAGAUGCUGUGUGAUGUUCUGGAGAGUCCGAGCUUUGAACUGGAAACUCUGAGGGUGGAUGGCAGAGAGUACCGGGCUGCACCUGACAGACGUGAAUCCGUCCCCCUCAAAGACCAACCCGGAUGUGUCUGAGGACAGAAAAGAGGACCAGUUGAGUCCUGAUGAUCCAGAGAGGUUGAAGCAGCAGCAGCUUGUGGGUGGAGAGGCUCCCCAUACAAAGUCUCAGGAAAUGUUAUAUUUCACACCUAAACUGCUGACUGAGUCUGGAAAGACUUCAUACAGGUUCAGGUGUCCCGGUCCAGGUGUGUUCCAGUGUGCUUUGACUGGACUGGUGUUUCUUACAACUCAGGAGGCGGAGCUUCUG